CCUCCUCCAAACGACGCUUCAGUUCUCUCUCUACCCACUCUCCCCUUCUCUCUCUUUAAAUUCCCCAAAAUUCCUCUCAAUUAAUCGAUUUAAUUGAGCGGCGAUGAAGAAGCUGAUGAGGAGGCUUUCCAAGGUCGCUGAUUCGUCGCAGUACUGCCGCCUCGGCGAGUCUCUCCGGCGAGUUCCGGGGGGUCACUUGCCGGUGUACGUCGGCGACGAGAUGGAGAGGUUCGUGGUGAGCGCCGAGUUGCUGAACCACCCAAUUUUCGUGAGUCUGCUCAACAAAUCGGCGCAGGAAUACGGUUACGCGCAGAAAGGCGUUCUCAGAAUCCCCUGUCACGUGAUCCUCUUUGAGCGCGUGCUCCACACGCUCCGGUUCGGUGGGGAGUCACGUGACCUUCACGACCAGGACCUCCUUACUUGGCUCUCAGACGAGCAGGUCGCUGUGUCUUGGGACUAGCGCCGAUCCCGCCGGCUGCGAUUUCUUGUUGGACUAGCUAGGCUCAACUCAAGUCGGCUACGGAACGCCGCGCCGCCGCCGCCGCCGCUGUAGCUUUUAGAAUUUAGACUUGUUUUUUUUUUUUAUUUUUUAUUGUGGCCCUUGAGUCUUGGUUGUAAAUAAUAUAUUUGGAAAUUGAGUGGAAAGUGAAAUUGUUUUGUUA
Molecule: messenger RNA, 662 nt
Organism: Andrographis paniculata
Lineage: Eukaryota; Viridiplantae; Streptophyta; Magnoliopsida; Lamiales; Acanthaceae
Product: auxin-responsive protein SAUR71-like
Exons: 1
Coding region: 104-460 (118 amino acids)
Biological process (GO): response to auxin
Source: RefSeq, a predicted model, not a curated record